Messenger RNA from Engraulis encrasicolus (European anchovy), 325 nucleotides. Its product is annotated as zinc finger CCCH-type antiviral protein 1-like. The record is from RefSeq and is a predicted model, not a curated record. The transcript has 4 exons. Lineage: Eukaryota; Metazoa; Chordata; Actinopteri; Clupeiformes; Engraulidae. Bases 35 to 325 code for a protein of 96 amino acids.
CCAAACACACACUGACAUUUACAGAGGGCCCACUAUGCCCCCACUGCCCUUACACACUCCUGAACCAGCACCUCGACGGGCACAUGGAAGACUCAGACAAGCCAGGAGCAAUAAUGCCCUUCCAUUCAAGCCAGACAACGCAGGAAGUGAUGAGCUCUGUCACCUAUACCUCAUUUAUCGCUGCAGUGACCCAGCCCUGUGUGGUAAAGCCCAUAGCCGGGUGCCCUACCUCUGGCAGCGGAAGGAGGGGAAGACCUGGAGCGCACUCCCAAACAACGAGGACAUAGAGAGAGACUACUGCAACUCAGCCAAAACCACACAGUGA